Messenger RNA from Hyla sarda, 1684 nucleotides. Its product is annotated as interphotoreceptor matrix proteoglycan 2-like. Lineage: Eukaryota; Metazoa; Chordata; Amphibia; Anura; Hylidae. The transcript has 8 exons. The coding region runs from base 80 to 1009 and encodes 309 amino acids. The record is from RefSeq and is a predicted model, not a curated record.
GCCAGCUCUGCCCAAUUUAAGGAAAAACUUCUAAAAAUGGGUGUUCCCCAUUAUUAAGCAGACACCAUUUUCAAGCAAUAUGGGGAAGAAAAAGGAUUCUCUGUUGCCGAAAAGAGUGAAAUAUUUCAAUGCCUUGGACGAGCUGACUCCCGUUUUCAGAAGAGCCGCUCCAGAAUAUUUCCUCGAUGUCCUCAUACAUGGCUUCAGGAGCGGGAGUAUUUUGGUGAACAGCACCGCCAUCUAUGCCUAUCCCAACAACCAAACCGGCAUUGACUUUAUCAACCACGAUCUGGAGUAUGCGGUGAACGAGUCUCUGACACAGUCCCUGCCGGAUCUCACAGACACGCUGGAGGCCAAUGUCUCCAUUUCUACCAUCCAGGCGGAACCACCUACCAUAACUAAGGUAGAACAGAUGAAGAUUUACGUCAAUUGUUCUCUUGAUUUUGCUGACUACACAGUGAUAUGUAAUAGUAUGUUCUGUUACUGCACCGGGCCGUGCUUCAACAACCCCGACUACUGCCACUAUAAUGGAGACUGCCACAACGCACUCAAUGGCUCCAUCUGCAUGUGCUACAAGCGUGAUUUCUACCGGUACAUUGGAGAUCAGUGUGAGCUCUAUGAGCGAUCGCCUGGAUUUUACGGGUUAAUAUUCGGGGUGAUCGCGGGCGUCCUCCUGCUGAUCAUCGUUCUCAUUUUCGUGGUGAUUUUCCUGAGGAAGAAAAGAAUGUUCAGCUUCUUCAUUGAGAGACGAGAGUCAAAGAUGUGGUUUACAUACGAUGAAGAGAGAACAAACUUCCAGCACACAGAUAUGGACGCCGCUGCCAGAGCCAGUUUGUCCAAUUUAUCAUCCAGAACUGGAAACUAUGACGUAGAAACCAAAUCCUUCCAUUCCUCAGACAGUGAACUCUCGGCAGGAGUCUACCGGCCCAGACUGGACCAAGUGGACACUUCGAAAAAGUUCAAAAUUCAAAGACCAGAAAUGGUGGCGGCCAAUGUGGGACAAAGGUGAUCGAAAAAAAUUACUGAAAAACUACAACAAUAACGACUACAAAAACAAUGACAAUAAAAACGACAACAACAACAAUAACGACUACAAAAACAAUGACAAUAAAAACGACAACAACAACAAUAACGACUACAAAAACAAUGACAAUAAAAACGACAACAAAAACAAUGACAAUAAAAACAAUGACAAUGCUGCUUUACGUUGUGUUCAACAUAGUCUGCACUUUACUUCUAUGAAUGUUAAUGAAGAAUCUCGCAUGAAAUGCGCAGGAGACAGAUGGCGCCAAUGAGGCCGCAGCACUUUACACGUCUUGUAUUCUUCUUCUUUAUCGAUGAUAUUAUAUUAUCUAUAUGAACCAUAGAUGAUUUUUUAUUAUACUUUUAUAUUAUUAGUCGUAUAUGAACCAUAGAUGAUGUUUUAUUAUACUUUUAUAUUAUUAGUCGUAUAUGAACCAUAGAUGAUGUUUUAUUAUACUUUUAUAUUAUUAGAGUCGUAUAUGAACUAUAAACGAACAAAACGUCUUCUUUGUGACCUCAAUGCGCUGCUUAUCAUGUAUACUGAAGCGCCUUUUGCACUCAAAGUGUAUUUUGUAUAAAUACUAAUGAUGUAUAGUUGUGAAUUAUUACUACGCUGAAUUUAACUAUUUAAACUUGAACUUUACCGUAAUACUAAAUAAUA